This is a messenger RNA of Arctia plantaginis, 261 nucleotides long. Lineage: Eukaryota; Metazoa; Arthropoda; Insecta; Lepidoptera; Erebidae. The record is from the annotation of a GenBank genome assembly.
GUACUGUUGGGCGACGACGAAGAUUCCCUGGCCUUGGUAUUCCAGCACGUGAAACCAGAAGACGCAGGCAUCUAUACUUGCGUCGCCAAAACCAGUACUGGCAACAUCUCCUGUUCUGCUGAACUUACUGUGCAAGAUGCUUGUGACACGACCACCACCGAGUUUACGGCUAAGAGAAUAAAAUUGGGUAUAUUUUUCUCGCGUUCGAUAUAUGUAAAUGAUUGCUUAUUUUGCGUUUUUGUGCGGCUAGCACUACCUUAA